Messenger RNA from Panicum virgatum (switchgrass), 2997 nucleotides. Its product is annotated as metal tolerance protein 4. Bases 1543 to 2592 code for a protein of 349 amino acids. Gene Ontology annotation, biological process: transmembrane transport; monoatomic cation transport. Lineage: Eukaryota; Viridiplantae; Streptophyta; Magnoliopsida; Poales; Poaceae. Gene Ontology annotation, molecular function: manganese ion transmembrane transporter activity. The record is from RefSeq and is a predicted model, not a curated record. Gene Ontology annotation, cellular component: membrane. The transcript is spliced from 7 exons.
GCACAACGCGCGGGCACGGCCAUUGCCAUCUUCCAUUCCACCUCCUCCAUGCGCGCGCUAGGCGGCUAGGCGCAGAGGGAGGCACGGACGGACGGACGGACGGACGGCGGGACGGACUGCGGAGGAGGACCGCGACCGAAUCGCGUGGCGGGGCGGGGGCGGUAAGGCGAGGCGAUCCGCGAGGGCCUAGCUUGGGAGGGGAGGGCCGGAGAGCAGAGCGGAGAGGAGGUAUGGACGCGAACGGGCGCGGGGGCGACGACGACGCGCGGGCGCCGCUCCUAGCGGGGCCCGGGCGGCGGCGCAACUCGGUCGCGUCGAUGCGCGGGGAGUUCGUCUCGCGGCUGCCCAAGAAGGUGCUCGACGCCGUCGACCCCGAGCGCCCGUCGCACGUCGACUUCUCCCGCUCCAAGGGCCUCCCCGAAGGUUCACGCCUGCAAGUCCUUCCCCUCCUCGCAUUAUCGGAUCAUUUUUCUUUGUUCUUGGUUCGGUCUGCCCUUGCAAUCUCUCUGAGCGUUUCCUUUUCUGGGUGCAGUGAUACCAAAAAAAAAUCGCAUUUUAUGGGGACUCUUUUUAUGAUUGAUGUGCUUUUGAUCUAGAUUCCGGAGUUGCCGUGGAUAAUUCUGUUCUUUUGGGGAUGGCUCAGUCUCCUAUCAUUGAUCCUCCGCGUGCUUUUUCUGGGCUCCUAGGAUUUCUUCUACUUUUAUGAUUGAACAGCUAGUGUCUUAUUACUACCACUCGGUGCUUCUUCUGGUUGCUUCUGUAUAUUUGGUUGAGUGUUUUUUGUCUUUUCAUGGCCCUAGAUCCUAGGUGGUUUGUUGGAUUCUCUGUACAAAACUGUGAUAUCAUGGGGUUUGUUUCGGUCAAAAUCCCCUUCAGGGUAAUGCCGUUCCUUUCUUGUGUUCUGUAGCAGGUUGCAGGCAUGCAAAUAGGUAUAACAAACAAGGCGUAACACACGUAGCAAGUAGCAUGGCUUAAUGAAGUGCCCCCUAUCGUCGCCUCAAACUGAGCUGUGAUUUUUUAGCUGUGCCUACAUAUUUUUCAUUUAUUCGUUUUCUAUUCUGGUCCGCCCUCAUCUGUGCAGCUUUGAUCUUUAUUUACUUUCCAUCUUAGUUUGAAUACUAAGAUGCAUCGAGACAAAAAAAAAAAUGAUGGCAAACGGAGGGAACCUCUUCAUUGUGCAGUACCAACAGGCGCUAGUUUUAAAUUGCAAUAUCUGUGUCACGAUGUUCCGGAUCUGCCUACUGCCCAUGCCCCCCAUCCCCUCCCCACCCCCUGUUCUCUGAAUAACUUAAUUUGCGAGAUCGUGGAAAGUUUUGACUUUUCUUCAUCGUAAUGUUGAAUUCCUAUACCAUGGAGAAAACAGGUUCCCAAUAAUUUAUAAAAAAACAGUCUGCUCAUGCGAUUCUUGUUGGUCCUACAUUUUGAUCUUUCGAUGACCAGUUUGCUACAUUUUGAUCCUUGGAUGACCAUUUUGCCUGCUCUCUAUUUUUCUUUAAAUAAGUGAGGAAAAUUAUUUAUUUUAACCUUUCUCCGAUUUAGCAAAUGGACUGUCUGAAGACUAUCUCGUUGUUUCUUGGGGAGAGAGAGUACUAUGAAAAACAGUUUGCCACAUUGAGGUCCUUUGAGGAAGUUGACUCACUAGAAGAAUCCAAUGAAAUCAAUGAGGAAGAUGAGCUUGCGGAGCAAAACCAGAGUGAAUUUGCCAUGAAGAUAUCAAAUUAUGCAAACAUUAUUCUCUUAGCAUUGAAGGUAUACGCCACAAUUAGAAGUGGAUCAAUUGCUAUAGCUGCCUCAACACUGGAUUCACUGCUUGAUCUCAUGGCUGGUGGUAUCCUUUGGUUCACACAUCUGUCAAUGAAGAGCAUCAAUGUCUACAAGUACCCCAUUGGCAAACUGAGGGUACAGCCUGUAGGCAUUAUCAUCUUUGCUGCUGUCAUGGCCACUUUAGGCUUCCAAGUAUUUAUUCAAGCUGUUGAUAAGCUGAUAGUGAAUGAAGCUCCAGAUAAACUGAACCAAAUACAACUAUUGUGGCUAUAUUCAAUCAUGAUCUUUGCAACAGUGGUGAAACUAGCCCUUUGGCUCUAUUGCCGAACAUCUGGUAACAAGAUCGUCCGUGCUUAUGCUAAGGAUCACUAUUUUGAUGUUGUCACAAAUGUCGUCGGUUUGGCUGCUGCUGUCCUUGGCGAUAGAUUCUACUGGUGGAUUGAUCCAAUUGGUGCAAUUGCCCUUGCAGUCUACACAAUUUCAAACUGGUCCGGAACAGUGUGGGAAAAUGCAGUAUCACUGGUAGGUGAAUCAGCUCCUCCAGAAAUGCUUCAGAAAUUGACAUAUCUAGCUAUCAGACAUCAUCCUCAAAUUAAGCGUGUUGAUACGGUUCGGGCAUACACCUUUGGGGUGCUUUACUUUGUUGAGGUUGACAUCGAGCUCCCCGAGGACUUGCCACUCAAGGAGGCACACGCCAUCGGAGAAUCACUCCAAAUCAAGAUCGAGGAGCUCCCUGAAGUCGAGCGAGCAUUCGUUCACCUGGAUUUCGAGUGCGACCACAAGCCGGAGCACUCGAUUCUGAGCAAGCUGCCCAGCAGCCAGCCUUGAUCCGAAUGGACUGUUCACUGUCGUGCAGGAUCUGCUACGGUGCUUGCCGCCUAGUGCUGUGUGACUAAAACUAAGAGUUUAAAGUUUAAACCAGUUUUGUGGUCAUGAGGUUUAGAUCAGGCGCGCCUAAUAUUAAGAGGGAUGCACGGUCCAGAUUGUUCCGAGAGUGUGUGGGAACCCUCUGCUUGCACGGUCGUGUUUUGAUCGAAAUUAGGCGUUUUUGCUGUUGGCAUGUGAUUGGCUGCGUGCUGCUAUAUGAUGGUGUCAUGGUGAAUACUGAAUAGGCAAGGGUAGGGACUAUGGAGUAAGAGGCAGAUCCUAUGCUUUAGGCAAUUACUAUCUCAUUUCAUUUUUGUCUGAAAGUGUUCCCACUGAAGCUUCAUAUGAGAAAGGGUACUGAAACUA